Ectocarpus siliculosus is the source of this 828-nucleotide messenger RNA. Lineage: Eukaryota; Phaeophyceae; Ectocarpales; Ectocarpaceae. The record is from the annotation of a GenBank genome assembly.
GUGUACAAGUGCACGAUCCCUCUUGCUACCGGAGGCGACAACCCAGCGCACAAACCUGGCGAGCGGGGCACCCAAACCGAACGGUAUCUUCUGUGAAAAAGGGCGUGCGGGGGUGGAUCCAAAGCAAUGUCUGAACGAAAAACGGAGGGUAAGGACCACAUGGAGGAUGGUGAUGAGGACCUAGAGGACCCGGAUCUGAAGGUUAUCCUCCUGGGAGACUCUGCCGUGGGGAAGUCAAAGCUAGUGGAGCGGUACCUGAUGGACGAAUACAACCCCCGGCAGCUGUCUACAUUCGCGCUGACGUUAUUCCGGAAGAAUGCUAAGCUGGAUGACGGCGUCGAGGUCAAAGUUGAUUUCUGGGACACCGCGGGACAGGAACGGUUUAGCAGCAUGCACCCUUCGUACUACUACCGGGCGCACGCUUGCAUCAUGGUUUUCGACGUGACUCGAAAGGCGACGUACAAGAACCUUUCGGACUGGUACGGGGAGCUGCGGCAGUACUCGGAGAGCAUCCCUUGCCUGCUUAUCGCCAACAAGAUAGAUGUUGACUACCAGGUGACGAAGAAGAGCUUCAAGUUCGCCCAGCAGCACGAUCUCCCUUUUUUCUUCGUCUCCGCGGCCGACGGGACGAACGUGGUGAAGGCCUUCGACGAGGCCGUCAAGGCCGGCAUGGAGUUCAAGAAGAACGGAGGCGACUUCGUGGACGAGGCACUGUCCCUAUUAGAGGGAAAGUAAACUGCUGCUGUGGUAUAGAGGGUCGCGUUUUUAGCGAGCUUGGUGGUUCUCGGCUUGUUGUUUGAGAGUUCCGUGUCGGUCCCCCUUCCUGUC